AUGUCCGAGAAAUCUAUAGAUUCUACCAUCGAAGAGGAGGAGGACCGCCAUAUCAAGCGGAGUAGAAUAGCGAAGUGUUUCAAGGCACUAUUCUGCUGCUUCAGACGCGAAUCAAACGCGAGAGAGAUUAUCAGAUACGAUCCCCACGAGUACGAUUAUAUCAUCGAGAAGCUCGUCGUGAAGCGCGUGCCGCUCGCGCUUUUCGUGAUCCCAGCUGAUCUCGCGGAUCGACGUAGAUCCGAUGACGCGAUGUCGGAUGACAUUUCGCCAUCGUCGUCUUUGUCUGCGUUUGGCGGGAAUAAUUUUAGCGCAAAUGCUAUUACACGUAAAACAUAUCCCACCUCGACGAGGAUGAACAGAUCUGUAUACGAUUCUGCGGCGAAUAAAACUUUGUGCUCUGACAUAAAUAAAAAUCAAGAUUUAAGCUUGGAUGAUCAAGCAAAUUCUUCGACCUGGAGACAGGGAAUUCUGAAUAGAUUCAAUGCACCUCCGCAUCCGGACUUGAAGGAAUUCGAAAGGUCGUCCAAGAAUCCGCCGAAUUUUCCGCGAAGCAAACUGUCAUUCGCGGAGGACAUUUCUGUGACCUCCAACACGAAGACCGACAUUUCCUCUAGGUCCUCGACGUCCUCCAUCACCGUUCAGGACGAUGUUUCAACUCGGGAUGAUUUUGCUCGUGACGAAUCUGUUCUCAAAAGUGAGAGAAAUGACAAAUCACAGGCAAAGGAGAAGGAUAUCGAGAAAGAUCGAAAUAAAUUCGUUCUUGGACGGAACCGGAGGUACAUAGUAUCACCGUUUCGAAUAAGACGAGAUUCUCUCGAUCUCACAAAAUCGAAAAAUGUCGUCGGGGAUUUCGGCGUGGACGGCAAAUCGCUGGCAUAUAUUCAAGAAUCCGUUGAGGAGAAAUCUUCGGAAUUAGUGAAGGAUUCGAAAGAUUGCGAUAUACAAUCGAACACGGUCAGAUGGCGAAUUACUAUUAGACGUCGGCGCGCAAACGCAAACUCAGAGCCGCCUUCUUCAGAAGGGAAAAUGCAUCGGUGAGAAUAUAUCACCGCAUGUACCGUCAGCUGUCGUUCACCUGCGUCUAUAUGUUCUCGCACCUGUGGACGUUGCCGCGGCGACGAGCGUGGCAUCAUAAU
Molecule: messenger RNA, 1136 nt
Organism: Cataglyphis hispanica
Lineage: Eukaryota; Metazoa; Arthropoda; Insecta; Hymenoptera; Formicidae
Exons: 3
Coding region: 1-1038 (345 amino acids)
Source: RefSeq, a predicted model, not a curated record